UCUCUCUUUUUCUCUCAAAUUCACAUCAUCGUGAGUGCUUGAGCCACAGAUCCGUUUCUCCUCUUUACUUUUCGUCUCUCGAAUCUUGUCUUCACACUCAGUUCUUCGGAAGAUCAGACAUAGUCGCUAAGCCACGUUGUCUUCUUAUCGCUUUCUCACCAUCCCAAGUCGUGGUUCUUCUUCGUUCUUGGUGUGAAUCGAAACCAUAGUCUCUUCUAUCCGUAACGAUGAACGAUCUUCUUAAGGGUUCGUUUGAGCUUCCCAGAGGUCAAUCUUCUAGAGAAGGGGAUGCUGAACUAGGAGAACAACAAGGUGGAGAUCAAGGUUUAGAAGAUUUCUUCAAAAAGGUUCAAGAUAUUGACAAACAGUAUGAUAAGCUAGAUAAGCUUCUAAAGAAACUUCAGGCUGCCCAUGAAGAGUCAAAGGCUGUGACCAAGGCUCCUGCCAUGAAGGCAAUAAAGAAGAAGAUGGAAAAGGACGUUGAUGAAGUUGGAAGUAUUGCCCGUUUCAUAAAAGGGAAACUCGAGGAGUUGGACAGAGAGAACUUGGCAAAUAGACAAAAACCUGGAUGUGGGAAAGGAUCUGGUGUGGAUCGAUCAAGAACAGCAACUACACUUUCCUUAACGAAGAAGUUGAAAGACAAGAUGGCUGAGUUUCAGGUUCUACGAGCGAAUAUUCAACAAGAGUAUCGUGAUGUUGUCGAUAGGCGUAUCUAUACAGUAACUGGGGAGCGGGCAGAUGAAGAUACUAUUGAUGAAAUGAUUGAAACUGGAAACAGCGAACAGAUCUUCCAGAAAGCGAUUCAGGAGCAAGGAAGAGGACAGGUAAUGGACACCUUGGCGGAAAUCCAAGAACGUCAUGAUGCUGUCAGAGACUUGGAAAAGAAACUUCUUGACUUACAACAAAUUUUCUUGGAUAUGGCGGUUUUGGUUGAUGCACAAGGAGAAAUGCUUGACAACAUAGAGUCUCAGGUGUCAAGUGCAGUAGAUCACGUGCAAUCAGGAAACACGGCUCUCCAAAGAGCAAAGAGCUUACAGAAGAACUCAAGGAAGUGGAUGUGUAUUGCUAUUAUCAUCCUCCUUAUUGUGGUUGCAGUGAUCGUUGUUGGUGUUCUCAAGCCUUGGAAAAAUAAGAGUGCUUGAGGAAAUCCAGAGAAUGUACAAAGAAAAAAAGCAAAUUAUAUCAAUCCUUUUCACGGCUUCGAGUGAGAGAGUGUUUUGUUUAUGAUGUGUGUUAUUUUUUUACCAGGAAACAAAAAAACAACAAAAUUCUAUAUUCUUUUAACUGGGAUCAAACAAACCAAUUUUCUCUUUUCAUUGUGCAAUUUCACGUGGAUUAAAGGAAGUCCAUAAUUGAUUA
Messenger RNA from Camelina sativa (false flax), 1359 nucleotides. Its product is annotated as syntaxin-132. Gene Ontology annotation, cellular component: plasma membrane; endomembrane system; SNARE complex. Gene Ontology annotation, biological process: intracellular protein transport; vesicle fusion; exocytosis. NCBI's taxonomy places the organism in Eukaryota, Viridiplantae, Streptophyta, Magnoliopsida, Brassicales, Brassicaceae. The record is from RefSeq and is a predicted model, not a curated record. Gene Ontology annotation, molecular function: SNAP receptor activity; SNARE binding.